UGUGCUUAUCUUAGGAGGCCAAAUGAGCAGAUUACACAUCAGCGUGUUUGCUCACUCCUGCUAUCAUUUAUUACUGUCUUACUGUAAGACGCUGCACCGCCACGAGCCUUCAUUCAGUACAUCGAGUUCCUUAUUUUGAGCAUUUUGGCAGGAUGGGUGGGUGUGUGGUGGGGGCUCUCCGCACACUGGCAAGGAUGGUACGUUGGGUUUGGGACGUUUGUGUGAGUGUCGUCUUUACGUUAGUGAUGGGAUGGCGCAGGAAGUCUUAUCUUCCUCCGGUGUUCAACCCAAUACUCCUCCUAUCUGCUUCUGAACUGGCUAAGAGUAUACGGGAAAGAAAGGUCAGCAGUGUGGAGGUGGUACGCUCCUACGUCACCAGGAUCAGUAAUGUCAACCCUAUCCUCAACGCCAUUGCUCAGGAGAACUUCCAAGCUGCAUUACUUGAGGCUCGGGCGGUCGACGAACGUCUUGAUCAGGGUCUCCGUGAUGGAAGCCUUACAGAGGAAUGGCUUAAGAAGAACCAGCCAUUCUUAGGAGUUCCUUUCACAGUCAAGGAGUCAAUUGCUGUGACUGGAUUGCCACACACAGGUGGACUGGUAGCACGGGACUAUGUCAUUGCAUAUCGUGAUGCUGAGGUGGUAACCAAGAUGAAGAAAGCAGGAGCCAUCUUGUUGGCAAAUACCAACAUAUCAGAGUUGGGUAUGUGGUGGGAGUGUGACAACAGAGUGUAUGGCCGCACCAAUAACCCGUAUGACACCAGGCGCACCCCAGGAGGUUCAUCUGGUGGUGAGUGUGCUUUAAUGUGUGCAUGUGGAACCCCAUUAAGUUUGGGCACGGAUACUGGAGGUUCCAUCCGCACUCCGGCAUUCUUCUGUGGCCUCUUUGGUCACAAGCCAACCAGUGGUGUGGUGUCACUUCGUGGGUGUAACAUUCAUUUUGAUAAAGAAUGGGGUGAGUUGCAGUGUGUAGGUCCCUGCACCAGACAUGCACAAGACCUAGCUCCCAUCCUUGCCAUUCUUGCUGGAGACCGGGUCAACAAGUUAUCCCUUGGAAAAAAUGUGGAUCCUGGAACAUUACGUUUCUUCACCAUGGAAAAUGACGGUGAUGCAAUUUUGACAACACGUAUGAGUCCUUACCUAAUCAUGAUACAGAGAGCUGUUGCAAAUCACAUCAGAUGUACAUACGACUGCACAGUCCAUAAGAUUGUGAUCCCUGGAAUGCGACGAUCUUACCAGAUAUGGCAAGAAAAACUCAGAGAAGAAUACAAGGAUUGGCCUCCAAUGUUUGAGCAGCUGGCAGACAACAAGGGAGAAAUUAAUGUGUGGACUGAAAUAACCCGAGCUAUACUGGGCCGCGCACUCCACACUAUACCCUCACUAGCACAGGCUCUCCUUGACAAGCUCAUAGGGGAAAUCAAAUUCCUCAAGGACCAGACAAAGGUACUCUUGGGAAAGGAAGCCACAGCUGUUCCUAUGCCAAAAUUUAAUGCAGAAAAUCACUGGAAAACCCUACAAAUGAGGGUGCAGCGAUUGCUUGGAGAUAAUGGAGUGCUACUAUAUCCAAGUCAUCCUACACUGGCUCCUUAUCACAGCGAGUCAUUUUUUCGUCCUCUCAAUUUUACUUACACAGCAAUCUUCAGUGCUCUCGGAUUUCCUGUAACUCAGGUACCUCUCGGAUUGUCCCCUAAUGGUCUUCCACUUGGCAUACAGGUUGUAGGAGGAAUGUAUCAAGAUCAUUUAACCAUUUCUGUAGCAGCAGACCUGGAGAAGACAUUUGGAGGAUGGGUGUGUCCUUCAAAAAUUCUUUGAGUAAAUUACACAUCAUAGAAAACUAUAUCACAUUCCAGAUGUACAUGAAGAGCUCGUUUCUGUAUUUCAGUACUGCAAAUAAAUUACUUUUUGUAAGUUUUUCCAACGUUCACCCAAACCUCAAAUAAAGCUCUAUACUAA
Messenger RNA from Cherax quadricarinatus, 1949 nucleotides. Its product is annotated as fatty-acid amide hydrolase 2-B. Lineage: Eukaryota; Metazoa; Arthropoda; Malacostraca; Decapoda; Parastacidae. The record is from RefSeq and is a predicted model, not a curated record. Gene Ontology annotation, cellular component: endomembrane system.